Messenger RNA from Trichosporon asahii var. asahii CBS 2479, 597 nucleotides. RefSeq lists its product as uncharacterized. The transcript has 3 exons. The record is from RefSeq and is a predicted model, not a curated record. Gene Ontology annotation, cellular component: small-subunit processome; nucleolus. The coding region runs from base 1 to 597 and encodes 198 amino acids. Lineage: Eukaryota; Fungi; Basidiomycota; Tremellomycetes; Trichosporonales; Trichosporonaceae.
AUGGGAAAAGCCAAGCAGACAAGAAAGUUCGCGGCGGUCAAGCGCAUGAUCAAGCCGAGUGAUCCACGAUUGAAGGAGAACAUCGAGAAGGCGGCCAAGAAGGCGCUGAAGGAGAAGCAGGCCGAGGAAAAGAGGCGCGAGGCGCAGUCGCAGGUCUCCUCCUCUCUCUUCCUGUCGCACAACACGGAUCUCGGACCGCCAUACCGCGUGCUCGUCGAUACCAACUUUAUCAACUUCAGCAUCCAGAACAAGAUCGAGCUCGUCCAGGGCAUGAUGGACUGCCUCAUGGCCAAGUGCAUCCCGACUAUUUCGGAUUGUGUCCUUGCAGAGCUCGAGAAGCUCGGACCAAAGUACCGCCUCGCGCUCAAGAUUGCAAAGGACCCCCGCUUCGAGCGUGUGCACUGCGACCACUCCGGCACGUAUGCAGACGACUGCAUCGUGCAGCGUGUCAUGGCGCACAAGUGCUACAUCGUCGCUACGUGUGAUCGCGACCUCCGAAGGCGUAUCCGAAAGGUGCCCGGCGUGCCGCUCAUGUACGUCGUCAAGCACAAGUAUCAGAUCGAGCGCCUGCCCGACGGAGGCGCCAGCUUCAACUAG